GAAAUAGCAGAUGUGACAAGGGGACUGUGCAGUUAGCAAACAGAUACCCUUCAGCAGUUUGGCUUUGUCAAGGCACGGGGUAGAAGCGGAACAGCCAUGGAGAACGUAGAAAUUUUCGAUUCAGAGGGCAAAGGACGAGGCCUAAGGGCCACUAGAGAGUCCUGGGCUGGAGAUAUUAUCUUUGCAGAACCUGCUUAUUCUGCAGUUGUGUUUGACAAUCUCUCCCACUGUGUGUGCCAUUCAUGCUUCAAGAGGCAGGAGAAACUACUGCGCUGUGGACAGUGUAAAUUUGCUCACUACUGUGACCGAACGUGUCAAAAGGAGUCAUGGGUUAACCACAAACAUGAGUGUUUGGCCAUUAAGAAAGCUGGUAAAGCACCAAAUGAAAAUAUCAGGCUCGCUGCACGAAUUCUCUGGAGGAUAGAGAGGGAAGGAGGUGGCCUCACCGAGGGAUGCUUAGUCUCCAUUGAUGAUCUACAGAAUCAUUUAGACAAAUUUGGUGACGGAGAGAAGAGUUCACUCAUGGAAGAUGUUCAGAAAUUUAUGGAUUUUUGGCCAAGUCAGAGCCAACAGUUUGGCAUGCAGUACAUCUCUCAUAUCUUUAGCGUGAUAAGCUGCAAUGGUUUUACUCUGAGUGACCAAAGGGGUCUCCAAGCUGUUGGUGUUGCGAUUUUCCCUAACCUCUGCCUUACUAACCAUGACUGUUGGCCAAAUUGCACCGUCAUAUUCAACAAUGGCAAUCAUGAGGCUGUUAGAUCAAUGUUUCAUACACAGAUGAGAAUUGAGCUUCGAGCUCUCGGGAAGAUCAACAAAGGAGAUGAGCUUACUGUGUCCUAUGUGGAUUUCCUCAAUCUCACUGAGGAUAGAAUGGAGCAACUGAAGAAGCAGUAUUACUUUGACUGCACGUGUGAGCAUUGCACCAACAAAACCAAGGAUGCAUUGCUCUUGGCUGUGAACGAUGGAGAAAGCAAGCCAGAAGAUCGUGUUGUGAAAGAGGUGAUCCAAUAUUCAAAAGACACCAUGGAGAAGAUAGAAAAAGCUCGUUCAGAAGGGUCGUACCAUCAGGUGGUGAAACUCUGCCGGGAAUGUCUGAAGAGACAGGAGCCCAUUUUUGCCGAUACCAACAUCUACAUGUUACGGAUCCUAAGCAUAUAUUCAGAAGUGCUCUCUUAUCUCCAAAUGUUUCAGGAUGCCGCAGAAAAUGCCAAGAAAAUGAUUGAUGGAUACAUGAAAAUCUAUCAUCCAAAUAAUGCCCAGCUGGGAAUGGCUAUAAUGAGGGCAGGAGUGACCCAAUGGCAUGCUGGCAUGAUUGAAGUUGGUCACGGGAUGAUCUGCAAAGCCUUUGCAAUUCUUCUUAUCACACAUGGCCCUUCACAUCCUAUCACAAAAGACUUAGAGGUGAUGCGCUCGCAGACAGAAAUGGAGCUUCGGAUGUUCAAGGAGAAUGAGUUUGUUUAUUAUAAGAUGAGGGAAGCAGCUCUAUCAAAUAAGCCCUUCCAAGUCAUGGAUGAACCCAACAUUGAAGCCCCCACAAACUUAUUCCACAAAAAGCCGCAAGAAGCAAAAUCCUAACUGUCCCGUAACACCUCCAGCAUCACAUAGGGAACCUGGAUAUAACAUGUCAGACCCCACCAGAGCCCAGAUUACAUGAUAAUGACAUCACCUUGCUGUCUAUGACAUCACUGUGAGUUUUCAUUCAUAAAAGGUGCAACGUUUGCUACUGGUCUAGGAACUUAUAGCAGGUUGAAUUUACUAUGUACCUGAUUGCUUGCAAUGGGUUACUAGACCUGGGCAAGCUUUUUAUUUCAACUUUUAACGUACAGGUGUAGGACCUGUUAUCCAGAAUGCUCAGGACCUGGGGUUUUCCAGAUAACUGAUCUUUCUGUAAUUUGGAUCUUCAUAACUUAAGUCUACUAGAAAAUCAUUUAAACAUUAAAUAAACCCAACAGUCUGGUUUUGCUUCCAAUAAGGAUUAAUUAUAUCUUAGUUGGGAUCACGUACAAGCUACUGUUUUAUUAUUACAGAGAAAAAUGAAAUACCGUACAUUUGAAAAAUGAGAUUAUAAUGAAGUCUAUGGGAGACAGCUUUUCUGUAAUUCGAAAACUUUCAAGAUAAUGGGUUUCCGGAUAACAGAUCCCAUACCUGUACUACAUCACCAUGUAUGAAAUUAAAGAGAAAGCCAUAGCUACAAACACGCCAACCCCUAAUUCUUUUUGUGUGUUAUUUGCCCUUUCCCUAAACGUUAUUUUUUUUGUAAGUUUUAAAAUGUAUGAAAAUUUGUAUUGAAUUGAGGAAUAUUUUUACAUAAUGCUGUGGAGUUACCCUACAAACUGCCCAGAUAUAUAGACACACAGAUCAUGUGAUGCUCCUGUGAGCACUUAUAAUAUAUAUAAGAAUGUGGAGAUCUUACACCACGUCUGUCCUUUGAUAACAAAAAGGCAACAGAAUAUGAUAAAAUAGACUGUCAUGGUUUUUUUUUUGUGUACUUUGUAUCCCAAAACUGAGCAAUAAAUUCCAGGUUUGUAUUUUA
This is a messenger RNA of Xenopus laevis (African clawed frog), 2530 nucleotides long. RefSeq names its product SET and MYND domain containing 1 L homeolog (gene smyd1.L). Bases 97 to 1572 code for a protein of 491 amino acids. The record is from RefSeq and is a predicted model, not a curated record. NCBI's taxonomy places the organism in Eukaryota, Metazoa, Chordata, Amphibia, Anura, Pipidae. Gene Ontology annotation, cellular component: nucleus. Gene Ontology annotation, molecular function: histone H3K4 methyltransferase activity; histone H3K4 trimethyltransferase activity. Gene Ontology annotation, biological process: chromatin remodeling. The transcript has 10 exons.